Molecule: messenger RNA, 654 nt
Organism: Rubroshorea leprosula
Lineage: Eukaryota; Viridiplantae; Streptophyta; Magnoliopsida; Malvales; Dipterocarpaceae
Source: the annotation of a GenBank genome assembly
AAAACAACCGAGGGAGAAAAGGAGGAGGAAAGAGCAGAAAAAACUUCAGGCACAACCAGAAGGGAUUUACAAAUCACGGAUUGGGAGAGUUUGAAAUGGCAGCAGCAGUGAUAAAGAAGUUUUUCAUUUCAUCCAUGUUCAUGUGGGUAGUUCCUAUAGCAAUUCUAUACGGUUUUAACAAUAAGUUGAUUCCUGGUUCAACUGAUCUAUCUCCUUAUUCUUUGACGCUGUUGAGUGGAUUCCUUGCUGUGAUAUCAGUAAAUAUAGUUCUUGCAUUCUACAUAUAUAUGGCAAUGAAGGAACCCUCAGAUAAACACGAGCCAGACCCCAAGUUCCUUGCUGAUGCCAAAGCUAGUGUCAAGAAGUUGACAGUUGAAGAAACUAGUACAUCUUCCCAAGCACUGAAGAAACAAGAGUAACAUAGCCAAUGCCUGUACCAGGAAAGUAGAAUGAAUUGAGAUGUUAUUGUCAAUGCUGACCAGGGUAGCAGCAGGUUUUGCCAUUUUGUAUGUUAGAAUUCAAAUGCUUUUUGGCUUCCAUUAUCAUACCCAAUUUUGAUAUCCAUGUAUCAAUCCCCUUGAGAUAUACUUGCUGGAUGUUGAUAUAAACUCAUUCAUUAGCUAGCCUGUUGCUCAAUAAAUACAAUCUCUUCGG